CUCUCGACCGAACGAAAAACUUCAGUGCUCAUUCUUAUCCAUGAAUCCCGCGAUAGGGUCCAGUGCACUGUGAGGAGACGAUGUCCUUAGGCCUCGCGAAAACAGGGCCCGGAGGACUUCCGGGGCCCGCAGGCCUCCACGACAUGCAACAGACUCAACAGAUGGCCCUUAAACACAUGAUGACGCCACGCUGUACCAUGUCUAUCACGCGAACGAAGGGAUUGCUAAAUGGUCCCGGCCAGAACAAUUGUUUCCUCAAUUCGGCCGUCCAGGUGUUGUGGCAUCUCGACAUUUUCCGACGGAGCUUUCGCGAUCUCGUCGGUCAUGUCUGCAUGGCAGAAUCGUGCAUUUUCUGCGCAUUGAAAGAACUCUUCGCACAGUUCCAAUACAGCCAGGAGUCAGCGUUGCCUCCCGACGCUCUACGGAGGGCCCUGGCGGAGACGUUCUUCGAUCAGAGGCGAUUCCAGCUUGGUUUCAUGGACGAUGCCGCCGAGUGUUUCGAGAACAUGCUCCUCCGAAUCCACUACCAUCUGGCGAGCCACGACCUCGAGGAAAUCUGCGUUGUGAGACAUUGUAUCCCGCAUCAGAAGUUUGCUAUGACCCUGGUCGAACAGACGAUAUGUCAUAUGUGCGGAGCGACUUCGGAACCGCUGCCAUUCACUCAGAUGGUGCACUACGUUUCGGCGUCGGCUCUGUGCGCACAGGCCAAUAAAGAGAAAACCGUCUCGUUUGGAGAGCUCCUCUACAAAGCAGGUGGAAUGGGCGACAUUCGCGACUGUCCGAGUUCCUGCGGUGCGAAAAUCCAGAUCCGCCGUUCGCUAAUAAAUAAACCUGACAUCGUAUCGCUCGGCCUGGUUUGGGACUCGGAGAAGCCGACUGUUGAUCACAUAGUUAACGUUCUGGAUACGAUCGGUACUACUUUAGCCAUGACCGAAAUGUUCUUCGCGGUCGUCGACCAGCAGUGGGCUCAAAGUACAACUCACAACCUCGUCGGAAUCGUAACUUAUUACGGGAAGCAUUAUUCCACCUUCUUCUUCCACACCAAGCUCCGAGUCUGGAUCUACUUUGACGAUGCGACUGUUCGAGAGAUCGGGCCUCAUUGGCAGCAAGUUGUGGAGAAGUGUCGCAAAGGUCAUUUCCAACCCCUGUUGCUGUUGUACGCCAAUCCGAAUGGCAGCCCCGUGCAGACUGUCGGCGCGCCGAAAGCCGUCCUCCAUUGUUCGAACGGGCUCAAGCACCCGUCGGAACUGAACAAGUUCAUCGCGGCAAACACCGAAGUUCCGACGGCGAUGUCGCACUACGCUAAUGCGCAGCAGUGGAUUCAGAACAAUUGGCACAAAACUGGCGAAAUUCCAGCCAACGUCACCAUGAAGGUUUACCGACCGCGAACCUAUUCGGACAGUAGCGUGGUCGCCGACGGCCCGAUGCUGUUGCCAUCGAAAGGUGCGGUUCUGGGCGGGAACAACGUCAAUGGCCUGAUCGGUAAACCCCACUACGACGACGAGUUCAUGUGUCAGGAGUAUAUCAAUCGACAAACUGUCGAAAAUGUCCUCACGAAACAGAGAAUGCAUCAAAGACAUCAGAGACUGGCCAUCGUCAACGCCACCCACAACCCGCAUCACAUGAUCCCGCAACAGGGAGGCGUACGAACGAGCUCGAGCUCGUUGGAGUCGUUCGAAAACUCUCUCAGAGAGAAGAUGCUCGAGCAACUCCAGGAGGGCAGACGUCGAGACAGCGGUAACUGGUCGGGAGAACGGAACUCUAGUUCCAGCUCGAGUUCAACUUCGCUCGACAAUCCCUAUGCGUUGCCGAACGUGAAGCGUCUCCAGAGACCGAUCAUGCCCCAUCCGACGGAAUGCUUCCCCAACGGCGUGACUUCUGCAGCGGGCGCUGCUUCUUCUGUCGUCGAUAAAGGUUACGAUUCGUACUCGAUCAGCAGUACUGACUCUUAUCCGGGUCCGCCCGGCUCACCGCACAAACCCCUUGGCGGAAUCCAAGAGGAAUCUCAAUUGCAUGUGGACAUUUCGAAAAUGACACACGUACCAAAACAAGUGGCACAGAGGGCCCUGUUGGAUCCGUUUGUCGAAGAAAUUCUCGCUCAGAGAGGCCCGGCCGAAUACGAGAAACUGUGGGCUCAGAGCGACUGGCUCAUCAGGAGAUCCUACGAAAAAGAACAGACGGGCGAUCUCGAGGUUUCGGCCUUCCUCAGUGACUGCGCCGCUUCCAAAGCUCGGGUCUCGAUGGAGGCUCCCUACGGGAACGGGCAGACACUGAUCGCGGCUCGAAUGAAGCAUUCGUCGUGCGUGAUGAGAUCCAACAUGCUCUACAGAAGGAUCAAGGAGAUCGAGAUGGAGAGCAAGAAGAGACAGCGCGAUUUGGAGAUCAUCCAUAGCCGUCAGGGCUCGAAGGACAGUCGGCGGAGCUCUAACCACAGCCGACAGAACAGCCGCGAACUGUUGCCCCCUCCUCCCGAUAGCAUGCUUUCCGAUCCCAUGGAAUCGUCGGUGGCCGUCUACGCGACGCUCCCGAAGAAAUCCGUGCGGAAACGACUUGUCGACACCGAGGAAUACCACGGUGUGGGGUCCGAAGCCGUUCCGAGAGUUCCACCGAAAAAUUUCAGUGUCAGAGAAUUCCUCGACGCCGAAGGAGAACAAGAGAAGAAACUGUCGCCUCUCAUGAGAAGCAACAGCAACCCCGCCGGCAUAGCAGCUCGGAGCGGAGACGAGAGUCGUGAGGAAGGACCUAAUUCGAAGGACGCAAAAAAGGUUCACAAGAUCAAACGAAAGCUCAUGGGAGGCUUCAUGAGACGGAAAAAUCGAUCGCUGCCCGACCUCCGAGACGCCGAGGAUUCCGGAGCUAUUUCUGCACCGGAAUCCUGUAACGAAUCAUCAACGAAAAUCUCGGAGAAGGCCAAAGCGGCUCAGAUCUCACCACUGCGAGGCUUCCACCAAACCACCAGCCGACCGAAUCGACCGCAACUGGUGAAAGUCAACUGUCCGAAAGUCGCGGUUCUUCCGGACGUUAAUGGAAAUAAGUUCAAUUCGUUGCCCGCUCUGCCCAAGGUCGAAGAGAAGAAAGAAAUCGACGUUUACGAAGAUCCCGAAUACGCGGCUCUGAAUGUUGUGCGUAAAGAGCUGAAGGUGGAGGAGCCCCGAACCGAGGAGCAGCGCGAAGCUUUCCUUGGAGAACUCCAGCGGAAGCGUGCUCAACUUCACGAGAAGAGGAGCCAGGAAGCCACUAGCAAUAAGGCGAACCAUUGUCCAACGGUGAGUUGAUUGCAAAUCUCAUUCCCUCUCUAUCUGCAGGCUCCUUCGCAAUCGGCGGACCCGGACACCACGCUCAAAACCGUGAAGAAGCUCGCUUCUAAGUUUGAGAAAAUCCUCUCGAUCCCUCCAGUCAAUGGCUGCGAUGAGAUCGAUUUCUGUCCUGCCCCCGGAGAGGAUAUUUUGGCGAAACCACUUCUGCCCCCACCUCCUCCCGCCACUCAAGCCUCUAGUCAGUCGGCGAACGCUCCGAUUCCUCCUCCCACCGCGCCUCCGUCGGCAACAUUCACCCGUUCCAGCUCGAUUCGUUCCACGUCUUCGACGGGGAGCACCGGAUCUGAUGGACUCCGCAGACCCUCGCGACCGCCGGAUUACGAAACAGCUCUCCAACGGCGGGAACUAAUGAAAAAACAGCGAGCCUCCGUAUCGUCGAGUAUCGAUGAGGAGUUUUCGAACCUGCCUCCUCCUGCGACCGAUAUUCUCGCAACACCGCCUCUGGCGAGAGCGCAUCUGCAAUCAGUCUCCAGUAUCGGCUCAAUUACGUCUCUCAAAGACUGCAUGGACUCAGCGGUUUCCGCCAAAUGCAGAAAAGAAACCGCCCCGGUGAAAGACCAAGCCAAAACGAGGAGCAUCUCAACGAGCAGCACGGGUAGCAGCUCGAAAAAGAAGAGUGUCACAUUUAGCGAUCAGGUCGAGUUGGUCUCGUGCGCUGAAGAGGUCGUCGACGAUUUCGUUCCUAAUCCCCUGUUGGAAAGAGUGCUCAAACAACACAAGGAGAGAGUUCAAGAUCAACUGAAUUCCUCGAUUGAGAGCUCGACCGAGCAAGCAGCGACUGAACCGGUUGCGGCCACCGAAACCAGUUCGGAAAUGUGCAAUUUGUGCCACGUUCAGGCGGUUCCUCCCGAAACUACCUAUUGUUCCGACUGUGCUUUCUACAUGUCGCGGUUUCAAAAGCCGACGGAGUCUUAGACGAGGUCGGUUUCCUUCGUUACUCUCCCUCAAAGCUUUUCCCCCGCUCGGAGCUUCCUGCAAGGAGCUGGAACUCUGAGCCGGUCGUUGUGAUCAUUGAAACGUGUAAUAUUCGCUAAGGCUUUGUAACAUGCGCAGGUUUUCUGAGCAGAAAAUCUGCUCCAUGUUGUACCUCUCAUUCUGUCGACUCUCUCGGUCGUCAGGGUCCUCGGCGUGAACCACAAAGAAGCUGUGGUUGCGACUUGGUUUCCUCCUCGGCUAUUUACACUCGUCCUCUGGAGCCGAUUCGGACCGUCGUGAAAUCGG
Molecule: messenger RNA, 4538 nt
Organism: Galendromus occidentalis (western predatory mite)
Lineage: Eukaryota; Metazoa; Arthropoda; Arachnida; Mesostigmata; Phytoseiidae
Gene: ec
Product: ubiquitin specific peptidase echinus
Exons: 7
Biological process (GO): protein deubiquitination
Molecular function (GO): cysteine-type deubiquitinase activity
Source: RefSeq, a predicted model, not a curated record